Messenger RNA from Gadus morhua (Atlantic cod), 1308 nucleotides. It is a transcript of the gene rtraf, whose product is annotated as RNA transcription, translation and transport factor. The transcript is spliced from 8 exons. The record is from RefSeq and is a predicted model, not a curated record. The coding region runs from base 127 to 849 and encodes 240 amino acids. Lineage: Eukaryota; Metazoa; Chordata; Actinopteri; Gadiformes; Gadidae.
ACUCGAACGCCCCAUGGACACGCGAACUGCCCAUGCGCGCCGGACCCUUCAAGUCAGGUCACAGAAAACCAGCGUUGCCUCCUCAUUUCGAGUCCGCUAGGGAACAAUUCAAUAACAGUGAGAAACAUGUUUCGGAGAAAGUUGACAGCGCUUGAUUAUCACAACCCCGGUGGCUUCGACUGCAAAGAUGAGACCGAGUACAGGAACUGCAUCGUCUGGCUGGAGGACCAGAAGAUCCGGCACUACAAGAUCGAAGACCGGGGAAACCUGAGGAACAUCCCUGGGUCAGAGUGGCCCGCAGCCUUCCAGAAGUACCUACAGGAUGUCAGCAGUCCCUUCGGUGAGGCGGAGCGGCAGGAGGCUCUGGACUGGCUGCUGGGUCUGGCCGUGCGCUACGAGUACGGAGACAACGUGGACAAGUACAAGAACUGCCCUCCUCUCUCCACCUCCAGUGACAAGCCGGUGGACCCACUGGUCAACCUAGACAGUAGCUCCCCUGACUUUAAGGCUGGGGUGACUGCUCUCGCCAACAUCCUGAAGAUCCAGCGACACGACGACUACCUGGUCAUGCUCAAGGCCAUUAGAAUACUCAUUGAAGAGAGGUUGUCUCCGGAAGCAGUCGCCAAAUCCAGCCAAAAGAAAGAGGGACUCCCAGUGGCGUUGGACAAACACGUUCUGGGCUUCGAUACCGGAGACGCCACCCUGAACGAGGCGGCGCUCAUCCUGCGCCUUCUGCACGUGGAGGAGCUCCGAGAGCUCCAGACCCGCAUCAACGAGGCGCUGGUGUCCGUCCAGGCCAUCAUCGCAGACCCCAAGACAGAUCACCGCCUGGGCAAGGUCGGGAGAUGAGGGCUAGGGAAGAAGGGAGGGGGUGACCCUAACCCAGGUAGAGGGCGAAGAAGUGGACGAUGUGGAGACUGCUUCGGAGAUCGACUUUCUCUGUUUUUUGUUUUUGAUUUUUUGCUUUUUCUCGCUCGGUUUGGGUUCUGUGUUUUUUGGGGGGGAAAAUACGGCAAAAAACUAGCUUAGCGCUAGCAUUGUUUUAGUAGGGGAAACUCUUUAAAUCUAACCACAUUUUAAUUUCGACUUUGACACACACACGCACACACACACACCCACAUAUACACUUACUUAUUGGACGGUCCAAGUUAAUUCAACAACUUUCGUCUUUUUUUCGUUUUUUUAUUGUGGGCUAUAACUCCACCUCUGAAGACUAUUUCCCGACCGGCCUGUGAACGUUGUUUCUCUAGAGACCUGAUAUUUUUUUUUUGGAUAGGGCUUUAAUAAAGUCAUGAUUUCAAGUGGAAA